Molecule: messenger RNA, 2586 nt
Organism: Alternaria infectoria
Lineage: Eukaryota; Fungi; Ascomycota; Dothideomycetes; Pleosporales; Pleosporaceae
Exons: 8
Coding region: 1-2586 (861 amino acids)
Biological process (GO): chitin catabolic process; carbohydrate metabolic process
Cellular component (GO): extracellular region
Molecular function (GO): chitinase activity; chitin binding
Source: RefSeq, a predicted model, not a curated record
AUGACUUCUUCCAAGUUCUCAUCUAACAGACCGAUACCUGCGAUCACACUCCAAUUGGCUACUGACGAUCAGAGCGCACAGUACAGUCAACCGCUACCUCAUGGCGAUUUCGAGGAGCUCAAAGAAGCGGCAAACGAAGACAGGGACCUCAAGAUACGUAUCCGGAAAUUACGCGUUGUAUCGCGCACCCUCGCUCUCUUCAUCUCUAUCGCAGUUCUCGUCCUCACUGCCCUUACACUGCACAAGUUCCUCAGCACACGCAACAUUCACCGCAUUGUUCGACUUCAAAACGGCGAGAACAUCUUACGCACACCCUGGGCGAAGAAUACACGGGCAUGGCCAACAUACAUGUACUUUGGCGUUGCAGCCAUCUCCGUAUUACUCAACUUCGCGACAAUCUUUUCUUAUAACUGCGGUAUCGAGCAGGCUAAUGUAGCUGCUGUUGUCACGAGUACCUUUAGCUGGGUCAACAUGCUGGGGAACUUUAUUGUGUGGUGUGUAGCCGCUACGGUGUAUCGCACUGAGAAGGAUAAGAAUGGGAAGAGCGAUGAUCUUUGGGGUUGGACGUGUAGUUCUGGUGCUAGGGCGAUACAAAAAGAGUUCGUGGGCGACAUUGACUUUGGCAGCUAUUGUAAUGUGCAGAGUGCAAGUUGUGAUGCGAAACAUGCUGAAUGCUUGCUUCUCAGGGUUGAGACGCUUGAACGAGAGUAUGCGAAGAUAGAGCAAGCUCUGUUCCCCGGUGGCGACGCUUAUUCUUCGUAUGCAGCUCAGUCGUACUCUCCAACACCUGCUGCCUACACCGCAACUCCAAGCUCAUCAAGCAAAUCCUACACCACCUUUGGCACAUCUGGUCUGCCCUACAGCUUCGUUGUUUCCUCAACAUCCGCUUUAACAUCUAUCGUCUCCACCGCAACGCCGAGUUCAUUGAGCCAAUACUACACCACCUUUGGCACAUCCGGUCUGCCUCAAAGUUCAGCCUACAGCUUCAUCGAUUCCUCAUCAUCCAUCCUAACGUCUACCGUCCCCACCACAGUGCCGAGCUCAUCAAGCGAAUACUAUGCUAGCUUUAGCACAUCCGGCUUUCCUCAAAGCUCUGCCUCCACUUGGGUUGUGCCCUCCUCGUCCAUAGUCACCAGCUAUGUGACCACGCAACCUUCAGUCUCAGCUACGCCUUCAUACGCAACAACUCCACCCCAAAGUUCAGCAUCUACCUUUGUCGUUCCCUCCUCAUCUCUGGUCACCAGCUAUGUGGCCACGCAACCCUCAGUAUCAGCCACGCCUUCCUACGCCAUACCCCCACCAGAGCCCACAGCAAGCGACACACCACCCGAACCCACCAACCCCAACAUCCCCACCCACCCCGGCUACCGCUCAGUAGCCUACUACGGGAACUGGGACAUCUACGCACGCAACUUCCAACCCCAGCAAAUACCCGCAGAGCAACUCACCCACCUCCUCUACUCCUUCGCCGACAACAAGCCCGACGGCACCGUCUUUCUCACCGACACAUACGCCGACGCGGAAAAGCACUAUCCGACUGAUUCCUGGAACGACGUGGGCAACAAUGUCUAUGGAUCCAUCAAGCAACUUCAGAUCCUCAAGGCUAAGAACAGGAACUUGAAGGUGUUGCUCAGUGUAGGUGGUUGGACGUAUACAAACGUUGCCAAGCACAUGGAUGGACCCAUGGCUACGGCUGCGGGUAGGCAACGCUUUGCGUCGUCUUGUGUGGACUUGAUUCGCGACUACGGCUUCGAUGGCAUUGAUGUGGAUUGGGAGUAUCCUACCGACAAGGAGCAAGGCGGGCAGUUACUUGCACUGUUGAAGGAGAUCAGAUCCCACCUGGACGAAUAUGCCGAUACGCUUGUGUACGAAGAUGAGUCUGGACGCGAGCUGAAGCCCAAGUUCCUCUUGACGAUUGCUUCACCGGCAGGAGAGAAGAACUACAAGCAUCUGCCCUUGAAAGAGAUCAGUGCAGUCACAGACUUUAUCAAUCUGAUGGCAUACGACUACGCCGGCUCCUGGGAUAACCAGACUGGCCAUCAAUCGAACCUUUACCCGUCGACCUCGACUCCCCUGAGCACGCCAUUCAAUACGGCUUCCGUUCUGACCGCCUACAGCGCCGCGGGCGUUCCUUCCUCCAAGCUCAAUCUUGGCAUGCCGCUCUACGGUCGCUCCUUCACCAACACUCAGGGUCUAGGAACGUCGUUUAGUGGCAUCGGCACCGGAUCGUUUGAGCGAGGCGUCUACGACUUCAAGGACUUGCCCCUUGGAGGUGCACAGGAGUACUACGAUGAAGAGGCUGGCGCAACGUACAGCUACGACGAAGCGAGUGGCGAGUUCGUCAGCUAUGAUACUGUGGCCAUGGCGCUCAAGAAGGUCGACUACAUUGCAGAACAAGGGUUGGGUGGCGCAAUGUGGUGGGAGAUCAGCGGUGACAGGACAGAUGACAGCGGGAGCAUCGUGACAAACGUUGUCGAGAAGAUGGGCGGCGGGAGUGGUGCAGGCAUCGAGUCAUCGCCCAAUUGGCUACUGUAUCCCGACUCCAAGUUCGACAACUUGAGGAAUGGCGUGUCAACGACACCAUAG